GAACUCAGAUAAGUUGCAUUCUUUUUUUCUCUUGUUUACGCGUUCAUCAUGAAUGAAAGAGAACACAAGAUUGUCAAUAUAGUAGAGACAUUAUUUAGUGAUGCCUCACUUUUAUGGGAUAAAAUGAUGCAGAAAAAGAUACUAGCAGAUGCUGAAAACAUGGUUUCUUUGCUUGAACUCUGUAACAUGGGUAAACUCAAGACACUCGACGCAACACCUGAAGAAAUAAGAAGAUGUAUACAGAACCAUUCUUUAUCUCGUUUAAAAUUUAGUGAGGAUCAAGAAAAGAUAGGCCGUAUUAAACCUUAUAUUCCCAACAAGAAAGAGGAACUCGAUGACUGGUCUAUUUACGUAGAAGGUCUUUCCAAACCGUAUGAUAACGAGCAGAGCAUUAAGGAGCUGUUUAACAAACUAGUGGGCCAUGUUUCUUUCUUCCGCAUACCACCCAAUCAACAAAACCAAACAAGGUUCUUUGGUUAUUGCUUUAUUGAAUUUGAUCAAAAGGGUCACGUCAAAAAGGCCAUUGAACACGUCAAUAGGUAUUAUGUACAACACACAACAGUAGAGAAUGAACAUACCAAACUGAUAGACAAGCUACAUUUACGUGUCAUGUCAAAACAUGAUUGGAACAGACUAAAAGAUGAAUAUGUGGCAUUAUUAAAUGAAAAAAAGACAGCAGUAAAGCGUGCCUGGGAUGAAUACAACCAAGAUCAGCAACAAAAGGAAGAAGGAAAGACAUCUAAACCUUAUACUGAGGGACUCAUUGUGUAUGUGGAUAGUCUUCAUCCUCAAUCACCCAAGACAACAGCCAUGGCUUUGUUGGAAACAUCAGGCAUCAAAAUAGCAUUCAUGAAUACUAAGAAGAAAGGCUUAACAGGCACUCAUAUUCGCUUAAAUCAUGCAAAAGAUGCUCAAAAGAUAUGUGAGUAUUUUGAUACACAUCCUGUUGUUCAAGAAACAGAGAAGGACAAGAUAGGCAAAAUCCAAGAGACAAAGACAGUUGAUUGUAUCAAAUGUCGAGUAUUGACUGGAUCAGAAGAAGCCAUUUAUUGGGAAAAUGAUAACGUAAAUAAAAAAAGAAAGCUUUAA
This is a messenger RNA of Gilbertella persicaria, 1089 nucleotides long. RefSeq lists its product as uncharacterized. NCBI's taxonomy places the organism in Eukaryota, Fungi, Mucoromycota, Mucoromycetes, Mucorales, Choanephoraceae. The record is from RefSeq and is a predicted model, not a curated record. The transcript is spliced from 4 exons. Bases 49 to 1089 code for a protein of 346 amino acids. Gene Ontology annotation, biological process: RNA processing; telomerase catalytic core complex assembly. Gene Ontology annotation, cellular component: ribonucleoprotein complex; nucleus. Gene Ontology annotation, molecular function: telomerase RNA binding.